UUCUAAUGAUCCUUGCUUUCCCCAAAUUCGUGUAAACGAACAGAAUUGUUAUCACAAUUAUUAUUCUUCCCUUGAAUUUCAGAUAUUACUCAUUAAUUCUAGAUUAAUUUUGGGGAUGAAGAUGGUGUUUUUUUUUUUUUUUUGGGAUAAUCAAGGUACAAUUUUGAAGUCGUAGAUGAUUCAUUCUGCAACGGAUCGUUUCUGGGUCGGUGUUUGUUUCCCGGGAUAUAUUCCUCUACCUUACCUUUUUCAUCGCUCUCUCUCUCUCUCUCUGUGUGUGUGUGUGUGUGUGCGCGUGUGUGUUGAAGUUUCGGUGUAACACGGUAGUUACGUGGGGCAAAUCUGGCUGACACCCCCCUUUUUUGUAUUUCUCUGUGGAGGAUCUAAUUUUGAUAUUGUGUAUCGCUUCAAUGGGGGAUUUUGAUCAGCAUUUGAUGGAGCUCUCGGGUUGAAUUUCCUGUUUGAUCAACAGAGGUGCUUUGUUUUGAUUGGUUCAAGAAUUUUGGUCUUUUGGGGGAAAAGUUUCCAUAACCCUCCUUUUUUGUGGGAGAUGGGUUUGUUUUGCAAUGGGGAGGGAGAAGUGGAGUGAUUGAGGAGAGAUGGGUUUGACCUUUUGAGUUGGAAUUUUUUGCAUGGAAGCGUGUUCUUUUCUUGUAUGUGAUGGUGCAUGAAGGUUUUCAUCCUGGUAUGAGCUUUUUGUCUCUUUUAAAUUCGGUGAAUUUUGUCAACAUUCAUUUAAUUUGACUUGGUGUUGUUUGGAUUGUACUAUUAGUUAUCCUGUUGUCCUUGUUUAGCAGUAAGAGUGAUUUGUGAGAGUUGAAUUGGUUGAACGGUUGGGGAAGUAAGGUUCCUUUUUAUGAAUUUUAGUUCAAGGUUUAAUAGAGGUGGCAACUGAUCCUUUCCCAAGUGCUGAUUCGUUAAUGAAGUUGUUUGUUAGACUGGGAUGGAGAACGACGAACUGCCUCAACAAGGUUAGGGAUUGUUUGUGCAUAUAGAAGAAUUGAAUUUCUGAUUCUGAGGGUUUGCACCUGAGUUGUAACUUUUAAGUAUAGUAGCUUAGGAACUCCGGGAUUGAUCAUGUUCUUGUUGGUGUUCUAAUUCUUUAUUUUGGAUUAGUUUCCUAUUCAGAACAUGGUCUGUUAUGAGUUGCACAUGGGCAUGUCAUAAUGAACAGGGAAGCUAGAUUGUUUGUCAAUGGAUGCAAUAGACAAGGCUUUUUCUGAGCUUGUCGGCAUCAUCAAAUCAUGGAUUCCCUGGCACUCCGAGCCAGAAAAUGUGUCUAGGGAUUUCUGGAUGCCCGACCAGAGUUGUAGAGUAUGCUACGAGUGUGAUUCCCAGUUCACCUUAUUUAACCGUAGACACCAUUGUCGUCUUUGUGGACGAAUUUUCUGUGCCAAGUGUACAACAAACUCAGUUCCUGCCCCAUUUAGCAGCCAAAGGAAUUCCUGGGAUGAGUGGGAAAAGAUUCGUGUAUGCAAUUAUUGUUACAAGCAAUGGGAGCAGGGCAUAGUUUCUGUCGAUAACAGUAUCCAGGUUUCCAAUCUGGAUCGUAGUACUUCAAUGUCGACUUCAAGCUUGGCUAGUAGUAAAAGCAGUGGCACUGCUAACAGUAGUAAUAUUACUCUUUGCUCCAUGCCUUAUUCAGUUGGGUCUUAUCAACAAAUACAGCAGAGUCCCUGUCUGAACCUGCACCAAUCACCUGUGAGGGGAAAAGACACUGAUACCGAAGGUUUAUCAGCAUUAGGAGGGAGGAAUGAUCUUGUAGCAGACCUAGGGGAUCCAUUACCCAAGCAAUAUGGUUUCUCAAUAAACAGGAUUGAUGAUGAUGAGGAUGAGUAUGUUGCAUAUCGGUCAGAUUCAGAUAUAAGGCGUUAUCCUCAAGUGAAUAGCUACUAUGGACAAGCUGAGCUUGAUGGGAUAAGCAACACUGAUGGCUCACAGAAGGUGCAUCCUGAUGGAGAGAACAUUAAUGCAACACUCUCUUCAAAACAAAAACACACUUUUGACACACAGGAUUUGGAAGGAAUCCCAGUUACUGCAAAAAAUGAAGAUGAACCUGAUAUCUGUGAUGAAAAUGAAGCACCUUCCUCCCUAUAUGUUUCAGAGGAUGUUAAUGCCGAACCUGUUGAUUUUGAAAAUAAUGGACUUCUCUGGCUCCCUCCUGAACCAGAAAAUGAAGAAGAUGAACGGGAAGCUAUUUUGUUUGAUGAUGAUGAUGAUAAUGAUGGGAAUGCUAUUGGAGAAUGGGGGUAUCUGCAAAAUUCAAGCAGUUUUGGAAGUGGGGAGUCUCGACAAAGAGAUAGGUCAGGUGAGGAGCAAAAGAACGUAGUGAAGAAUGUAGUUGAUGGGCAUUUUAGGGCAUUGGUAGCUCAGCUGUUACAGGUUGAGAACCUACCUGUCGAAGACAAUGACAAAAACAGUUGGUUGGAGAUAAUCACAUCCCUGUCAUGGGAAGCUGCUACUUUAUUGAAACCAGAUAUGAGCAAAGGUGGGGGUAUGGACCCAGGUGGUUAUGUGAAAGUCAAAUGCAUAGCAUGUGGGAGCCGUAUGGAAAGUGUGGUGGUUAAAGGAGUUGUUGGUAAGAAAAAUGUGGCUCACAGGCGAAUGACAACAAAAGUGGAUAAACCUCGCUUGUUGAUCCUUGGAGGGGCUCUUGAGUACCAGCGUGUUACAAACCUCUUGUCCAGUGUGGAUACCCUAUUGCAGCAGGAAAUGGACCAUCUGAAGAUGGCAGUGGCAAAGAUAGCUGCACACCAGCCAAAUAUCCUUUUGGUAGAGAAAUCAGUUUCUCGAUAUGCACAGGAAUAUCUUCUUGCAAAAGACAUAUCUCUGGUUCUCAAUGUCAAGAGACCACUUUUGGAGCGCAUAGCACGUUGCACUGGCACUCAAAUAGUGCCUUCAAUAGAUCAUCUUUCAUCCCAAAAGUUGGGUUACUGUGAAACAUUUCAUGUUGAAAAGUUUCUUGAAGACCUAAGUAGUGCUGAUCAGGGUGGGAAAAAAACAGUGAAAACAUUGAUGUUUUUGGAAGGCUGCCCAAAACCGUUGGGUUGCACAAUUUUACUUAGAGGUGCUGACAAGGAUGAAUUGAAGAAGGUAAAGCAUGUGGUUCAGUAUGGAGUUUUUGCAGCUUACCAUUUGGCUCUGGAGACAUCUUUUCUUGCUGAUGAAGGUGUCUCCCUGCCAGAACUUCCAUUAAAUAGUCUGGCCCUUCCAGAUAGUUCAUCAUCCAUUCAGAGGUCCAUCUCAUUAGUUCCUGGUUUCACUGUUCCUAGCAAUGAAAAGUCACAGGGACUUGAACCUGACACUGGACCACGGAGAACCAAAAGUGUCACAGCUGCUGAUCUAGCCUCAUCGGCCUUCAGUAGAGGACCGUGUGUGUAUAAUGGUACUUCUGGAUCUAUGCCACUUGGAUCAAGUCAAAAUCAUUCAACUUCCUUUUACCCCUCCAUUGUUGUUUCAGAAAAUGCAAUUCCAGAUUCAUACCAUAAGCCGCUUCUUUCAUGCACUAGUAAAGACAGAAAUGAAAUAGACUCCAAAGAAUCUUUCGUGGAAGAAACUUCUGAAGUGGACAACACUCUGGUAGUCAUGGAUGAUCCUACUGUAAAUGGCUGUGGAACUUCAGAGAAAUUAUAUCAAGACAUUUUAACUGACCCUCCUCAAAAUGGUCAUAGCAAAUUCUCUACAAACCAAUUAAGUGGGUCUGAGUCAUUAUCUCCAAAAGAGAUUCAAAACCAGCUUGAGAAGCUUGAAAUCACAAAUGAAGACCCAGUUCCUCAAAAAGAAGAAUUUCCUCCAUCUCCCUCUGACCAUCAAAGCAUUUUGGUGUCUUUGUCCUCCCGAUGCGUUUGGAAGGGAACUGUGUGUGAGAGGUCCCAUCUCUUUCGAAUUAAAUACUAUGGCAGCUUUGAUAAACCAUUAGGUCGCUUUCUUCGGGACCAUUUAUUUGAUCAGAGUUAUCGAUGCCAUUCUUGUGAAAUGCCAUCGGAAGCACAUGUGCAUUGUUAUACUCAUCGACAGGGAACACUCACUAUAUCAGUCAAGAAACUACCAGAAAUUCUCCUACCUGGUGAAAGGGAAGGAAAGAUUUGGAUGUGGCACAGAUGCUUACGGUGUCCAAGAAUCAAUGGCUUUCCUCCUGCUACACAGAGAAUAGUAAUGUCUGAUGCUGCUUGGGGUUUAUCAUUUGGGAAAUUUUUAGAGCUCAGUUUCUCAAACCAUGCUGCAGCCAGCAGGGUGGCAAGCUGUGGCCAUUCUUUACACAGAGAUUGUCUUCGUUUUUAUGGAUUUGGGAAAAUGGUUGCUUGUUUUCGGUAUGCAUCAAUUGAUGUUCACUCAGUCUACCUUCCCCCCCACAAACUUGUUUUUGACUAUGGGAGUCAGGAUUGGAUACAAAAAGAGUCAGAUGAGGUGGUUAACCGAGCGGAGCUUUUAUUCUCAGAGGUACUCAAUGGUCUUAGUCAAAUUGGAGAGAAAAGAUCUAGUGCAGUCCUAAUCAGCGGUGGCCUUAAAACUCCUGAAUUAAGACGCCAAGUAGCUGAACUAGAGGGGAUGUUGCAAAAGGAGAAACUAGAAUUUGAGGAAACUCUUCAAAAGAUUUUGAAACAAGACAAGAUAAAGGGCCAACCUGGGAUUGACAUUCUGGAAAUUAAUAGAAUGCGGAGGCAGUUACUGUUCCAAUCGUAUAUGUGGGAUCACCGCCUUAUUUAUGCAGCCAACUUAGCCAAUUCCAGCAAAGAAACUGAUUUAAGCAGUUUAGUUUCAGAGGAUAAGGAGAGACCUAUUGAUGAAAAUCAGGUAAGUGUGGUCUCCACGGAAGGAAGGGGCUUCAGCGAUGUUAACUCUAUUCAUAGUGAUCCAAAGCUUAACAAAAGUCCUAGCCUUGGAGCAGGAGGAGGAGGUGGAGUGGUUGAUGGAAAAAUGUCCCAAUCUGAUGCCUGUCAUGAAGAAAUUGACAUGGCCAAAAGUAAAAAUGAUGAGAAAGAAGGCCAACCUAAUCUUUCAAUCAGCAAAAGCAUAAGUGAUCAGUCUGACCUUUUAGAACCUGAAUUGGGUAUUCGCAGAGCUCUCUCUGAUGGACCAUUUCCUGCCAUACCUAGUUUGUCUGAUACACUUGAUGCAAAAUGGACCGGUGAAAAGCAAUCAGGAUUUGGAAUCCAAAAGGACAACACUUCCAUAAAUCCUGAUUUAUUCACGGCAGAUGCUUUGACGACCACUAUACCGAAAGAAACAUACAAUCUAGGGGAUCGGGAUCGUGCAGAAGACCAGAAUGGCCCCAAGAGUAUCUAUUCUGCUUCUAAAGGUCAUGAUAAUAUGGAAGACUCUUUGAGCUGGUUAGGAAUGCCCUUCUUAAACUUCUAUCGUCAAUUUAACAAGAAUUUUUUUGCUAGUACACAGAAGUUGGAUACACUAGUUGACUACAAUCCCAUUUUUGUAUCAUCCUUCCGGAAGCUGGAACUCCAAGGUGGGGCAAGGCUGCUUCUGCCAAUUGGUGUUAAUGACACUGUAAUUCCUGUAUAUGAUGAUGAACCCUCAAGUAUUAUAGCUUAUGCCUUAAUGUCAUCCGAUUAUCAUUCCCAAUUGACUGAUGAAGGAGAGAGACCAAAGGAAGGAAUGGAUUUAGCUUCGUCAUAUUUUUCUGAAUCAGGCACCUUCCAGUCAUUCACAUCUACUGAUGAAUCAGCUUUUGAUUCUCUGAAAAGUUUCGGGUCAACAGAGGACAUGAUAUUGUCCUUGUCUGGGUCUCGUAAUGCAUCGAUGCUGGACCCAAUGUCAUAUACAAAGGCUAUGCAUGCCAGAGUUUCCUUUGGAGAAGAUGGUCCCCUUGGCAAGGUAAAAUAUUCUGUUACUUGUUACUAUGCCAAGCGAUUUGAAGCCUUAAGAAGGGUCUGUUGUCCUUCAGAGCUUGACUAUGUAAGAUCUCUGAGUCGCUGUAAGAAAUGGCGAGCUCAAGGUGGUAAGAGCAAUGUAUUCUUUGCAAAAACCUUGGAUGAUCGAUUUAUCAUCAAACAAGUUACCAAAACUGAGCUUGAAUCAUUCAUUAAAUUUGGUCCUGAAUACUUCAAGUACCUUUCUGAAUCCAUAGGCUCAGGAAGUCCAACAUGCCUGGCAAAGAUUCUUGGCAUAUAUCAGGUUACGUCAAAGCAUCUUAAAGGAGGAAAAGAGUCAAGGAUUGAUGUUUUGGUUAUGGAGAAUCUUCUAUUUAGGAGGACUGUGACACGACUGUAUGAUCUUAAAGGAUCUUCCAGGUCUCGGUAUAAUCCGGAUAGUAGCGGGAAAAACAAAGUACUGCUGGACCAGAAUUUGAUUGAAGCAAUGCCAACUUCUCCUAUUUUUGUGGGAAACAAAGCAAAACGAUUGUUGGAGAGAGCUGUCUGGAACGAUACUGGUUUUCUUGCAGUAAUUGAUGUAAUGGACUACUCUUUACUAGUUGGGGUGGAUGAAGAGAAGCAUGAGUUAGUUCUUGGAAUCAUUGAUUUCAUGAGGCAAUAUACAUGGGACAAGCAUCUUGAAACAUGGGUAAAAGCUUCAGGCAUCCUUGGAGGGCCAAAGAACACAUCUCCAACAGUUAUAUCACCAAAGCAAUACAAGAAGAGGUUCAGGAAAGCAAUGACCACUUAUUUUCUCAUGCUUCCAGAUCAGUGGUCUCCUCCAUCUAUUAUUCCUAGUCAUUCCCAGUCUGAUUUUGGUGAAGACAACACACAUUCUAGGAAUUCAGCUGAAUGAUUCUUUGGCUUUGUGUUUCUGUAAAUUUUUACUUUGGGGAAUUAAAUCCCCCAUAAUUUUAUAUUAUAUUUUCUUUUU
Molecule: messenger RNA, 6801 nt
Organism: Gastrolobium bilobum
Lineage: Eukaryota; Viridiplantae; Streptophyta; Magnoliopsida; Fabales; Fabaceae
Product: 1-phosphatidylinositol-3-phosphate 5-kinase FAB1B
Exons: 11
Coding region: 1195-6723 (1842 amino acids)
Biological process (GO): phosphatidylinositol phosphate biosynthetic process
Cellular component (GO): endosome membrane
Molecular function (GO): metal ion binding; ATP binding; 1-phosphatidylinositol-3-phosphate 5-kinase activity
Source: RefSeq, a predicted model, not a curated record